UUCGGGAAACUGGUGGACCAGCAGCAAUGUAUUCCCUGGUGCUGGUCGUGUGUGCGACUGCUCUGACCCACUCUGCUCUUGCAGCAAGAGUCUGUUCCAAGCCACCAGAAGUGCUCUUCGCCACAAUCAAUGUGGUCAAAAACGUGUACGACGUGGGUGAGGAAAUCGAGUACACCUGCAGGCCAGGGUUUGUCCCCAACAAUGGCCAGAGGAAAUACACCUGCCAGCCCACCGGCAAGUGGCCUCUCAACACGCUCCUGUGUCUGCCAAAGAGAUGUCCCACUCCUGGACAGCUGCAGCAUGGAAAAAUUGAUUUUAUAGACUCUUAUUACCAGAGUUCUUUAAGUUUUUCGUGUGAACCAGGCUACAACCUCAUUGGGACAAGAACAAGCCAAUGCAUGGCAGAUGGCAAGUGGAGUGGAAGUGUCCCACAGUGUCAACCUGUGACUUGUCCACCUCCAUCACUUUCUGAAUUUGGAGUCCUUUCUUACCAUCACGUAAAACCUGGAAAUACUUCUUACUACAUGGACACGAUUAUUUUUGAAUGUGUACCACCCCUUGCACUUAUUGGAAAUGAGACGGCUACCUGCCAGGCCAACGGGACCUGGAGCAGCAUUCCGGAGUGCAGGGCUGUCACAUGUCCCGCUCCAUCAGGAAUAGAAAAUGGAUUCUUAAAUUUUGCUGUUCGUAGAACAUACCACUACAACGAAACCGUCAGCUUCAGCUGCCGAUCCAGAUACGUGCUAGAAGGACCUAAGCAUUCCCGAUGUGAAAAGACAGGAAACUGGUCCACAAAGCCAACCUGUAAAGAGCCAUGUAAAAUGCCAGUUAAGAAAGCUGUAGUGUUAUACGAGGGAGAGAAGAAAAGAGUUCAGAGUGACCUUAAGGAAGGCAUUCUGCAUGGCGAAACCGUAUCCUUCUUCUGCAAGAAUAAAGAGAAGUCCUGUGCCUACACUGUGCCCGUUCAGUGCGUGGAUGGCAAUCUUACUCUCCCUGCCUGUUUCAAAGAACGUGGCUUCUUUUCAACUCUUGUGAAGAAGGACCCAUCAGACAUGAAACCAUGUGAAGAUCACGAAUGAGUUAAAAAAAGAAAUACAGCGCUAAAUGCCUUACUGAGGCAAAACACGAGAUAUAAGAAAGGACAACCUAAGUCCUGUGAGGGUAAAUUCCAGGUGAACUUGGGACUCUCUGAGAACGCGGUUUCAGCUGUUUUCCCUACUGCUGCUAUUAGCAGCCUCUUUCACAAGCUAUGACACAGUAUUUCAGCCAUUUUCCACUAACUUCCAUCUUCUUUUUUCUGCCUUGUUCAACAUCCCCACAACACUACUUCUCUUUCCAUAUUGUCAAUGUUUAUGUAAUUGUAAAGCAUUUUCUCAAUAGCAACCCCUUUAGAAUAAAGUAAUUUUCCACCA
Messenger RNA from Cygnus atratus (black swan), 1412 nucleotides. It is a transcript of the gene APOH, whose product is annotated as apolipoprotein H. Bases 27 to 1079 code for a protein of 350 amino acids. NCBI's taxonomy places the organism in Eukaryota, Metazoa, Chordata, Aves, Anseriformes, Anatidae. The transcript has 8 exons. The record is from RefSeq and is a predicted model, not a curated record.